AUGGCUGCGAUGAGUCUGAGUGUAGGCGUGACCAUAGUGGCCCUGAAUGGCGAUUCACUAGGCUUUCGGUGGUGGAGGUUAGCAGCACGACAGUUGGUGGUGCGAGGUGAUGGGAGGUGGCUGGAAUCGGGGGUGGAAGAGUUGCGGUCGGGAGGGGGUGUGCGGGUUUUUUUGAAGAAGAAGGUGAAAGGAGGAGGAAAAAGGUGA
Messenger RNA from Sphenostylis stenocarpa, 207 nucleotides. NCBI's taxonomy places the organism in Eukaryota, Viridiplantae, Streptophyta, Magnoliopsida, Fabales, Fabaceae. The record is from the annotation of a GenBank genome assembly.